GGAGGAGGCUCAUGUAGGGCACAGAUAGCAAUAUGUAGCAGAUGGGCUGAAUGAUCUGUUUCUGUUCAGGGAAUUGUACACACGUUUCUGUGGCUCCAGGAACAUGUGGGUGUACCUCAAUCUCUAGCAAUGACUGGCAGUGAACUCACUGCAUUAACCCCCAGCUUACUUUGAGCAGGAAGGAAGUGAGACCGCUUUUGUUGCUUAUGUUUCCAGUUCAUUCUGGUCUUAUUUCUUCCGGCAACAAUCUCCAAUCCUCUGCUAACUCAUUCUUGCUGGGGCUUUUCUGCUACUCUCUGCCUCUGAAACAGUUUCGCUAUAGUCACAAGCUGGGUGCUAGGCCUUCCUACAGAAGCUGGUUCGCGAGGGGAGCAGCUGUCAGAGUUCAGAAUGAUGUUGAAGGAUGGGUAUCGAGCUGGAUUUUAACACCAUCCACAUCUUGAGGAGGAGCAAGAGCUGAAAGAUUCCCAGCUGGGCUGUAACAUGGCCUACAAUUCCAGGAAGUUUUACAAAAGGAUAAAGUUUUUCCUCGUCAUCUGUUGUUUUGCACUUCCCUCAUACUUUCUGUACAGCCGCAGCCUGGUGAAGGAAGGACCUCCGUGUUUGAGGAAAUCCUGUGCCUGUGAGACGUGUAUUUCAGACCAAGGGAUCUCUCGUUGGUUUGAUGUGCGGUUUAAUUCGAGUAUUCAGCCACAUUUAACCAGCAGCAAUGAAAAGAUCCCUCAGGACAUCCUCCUGUGGUGGUUGGGGUUACAGUCCAGGCAUCCGAGGCUGAGUAUGAUGUACAGCAGGCUUUUCGAGGUCAUGCCUAAGUUCGAUCCUAUAAAGACUGGCCAUUCCUGUAAUUGCAGGAGAUGUGCCAUUGUUGGAAAUUCUGGGAAUCUCAAAGGAUCAAGUUAUGGGCAGUUGAUUGACUCACAGGACUAUGUAAUAAGAAUGAACAGGGCAGUGACCAAGGGACAUGAGUCUGAUGUCGGCAAGAAAACCACACACCACUUCAUGUACCCAGAGAGUGCCAAGGACCUCGAGCCCAACGUGCACCUGGUGCUGGUCCCAUUUAAACCUCAUGACCUAAUGUGGUUUGCGAAUGUCCUUAUGAACAAAAACGUCUUUCUGACACACAGGAAACUGAAAGGUCACAUUACUGCUGAUAGCAACAAGGUCAUCAUCUUUCAUCCCAGCUUCUUUAAGUAUGUCCAUGACGAAUGGACCGAGCACCAUGGAAGGUACCCAUCCACUGGGAUGCUGGCUCUCAUCUUUGGGCUCCACAUCUGUGAUCAGCUAUUGGUAUUUGGCUACGGUGGGGACAGGAACGGCAACUGGCAUCACUAUUGGGAAAAUAAUCGAUUAGGUGGAGCAUUCCGUAUAACAGGAGUACACAACGCAACCUUUGAGAUGAAUGUCAUCACCCGUUUGGCAGAAAUUGGGAAAAUUCAACUAUACAGGGGCACACCUGCAGCUUCCUGAACUGAAAUGGAACUCUCACCAAACUAUACAGCUAUUCAUUGCAGAGGCUCGACCAGUUAGAAUGCACAGAAACAAUGCUGACAAUUGAAAAACCUAAGACUGAUAGAACCAGAGAUAGGAGGAACUGCCGAUGCAACAUCAGCUUUCCUGCUCCUCUGAUGCUACUUGGCCUGCUGUGUUCAUCCAGCUCCACACCUUGUUAUCUCUAAUCGAACCAGUUGUUUUCUUCUGCUGGAGUUCUGUAAACAUCAGGUGAAGUAUUUUAAGGUGAAUUGAUGGUUUUGAGAACAUCAGUUGCAGUUGCUUUGACUUAAAUUCUGUCCCCAAACAAAAAUUGAUCUGUAAAAUUAAUGGCCCCGAUCCCUCAUUCUGGAUCAGGUGGCCAUGGACUGGCAGGAUCCCAAAGCACAGACUCUGGUGUUUUGUGUUAUUUAAUCAUUCGGUGUAGACAUCAAUGGCUUGACCAACAUUUGUUAGCCAUUUCUAAUUGCUGUUGAGGUGAUGAGCUGUCUUCUUAAACUACUGCGAUGCAUUAUGUGUUUAAAAUAUAACGAAGAUGCUUUCAGCCAUUUCAGUGGGCAGUUACGUGUUAACUACAUGCAGGCCAGACUGGGUAAGGACAGCAGAUUUCUUUACCUGAAGGGCAUUCACAAAGUGGAUGGGUUUUUAAUGGCACCGGGUUGUUUUCAUGGUCACCUUUGCUGAUAUAAACUUUUUAUUCCAAAUUUA
Messenger RNA from Stegostoma tigrinum, 2196 nucleotides. RefSeq names its product CMP-N-acetylneuraminate-beta-galactosamide-alpha-2,3-sialyltransferase 2-like. The transcript has 7 exons. NCBI's taxonomy places the organism in Eukaryota, Metazoa, Chordata, Chondrichthyes, Orectolobiformes, Stegostomatidae. Gene Ontology annotation, molecular function: beta-galactoside (CMP) alpha-2,3-sialyltransferase activity. The coding region runs from base 484 to 1467 and encodes 327 amino acids. The record is from RefSeq and is a predicted model, not a curated record.